CUAUUUUCCAAGAAAGUUAAAAUGUUAUUCGCCUUUUUGGGUGAAUACAGGAUUAAAAACAUGAAUGGUUUUCAUCUCCACAUCAUUUCUGAGUAAAAAAUGAAGAUGGCAAAGAAGGUGGAGGGACAGAUCUGCUGACCCAAGGGCCGGUCAGUCUAGGUCAAACUUCGUCAGAAGUCACUGUAACUGACCCCCAGUCCACCAGUAUACCAGAAGCUAUGGCAACAGACACCACCCACUCCUCAUCAAAUUCACACAACGUCCAGUGGCCGGAAGAUCAGGACAGUGAUUUCCAAGUGUUGAAUAAAGUUCUGAAUGCCUUGGGGGACAAUGAUCCCACAAGUGCUGGUGUACAGGAGGUGCCCGCUACCAGUUCAACUUCCCAGAAAAGCAUUUUCCCAGGCUCAGAUUCUUUGCUUGGAACAGCCGGUGGUGGGGAUUGGUUGAACAAGCUGGAACUGGCAGAUCCUAACCAAUCACAGUCUUUGUCCUUUGGUGCUAGCAAGUUUCCCUCCAGUCAAACCGGUCUACUAGAUCUCACUGAUCGCACAUGUAUGUACUGUGGUGUGGUAAAGAAGAGCCCUGCUGACUUAGAGCGACAUGUCCGUAAACACACUGGAGAGAGACCCUUUGCCUGUAAUGUGUGCAGCAAAGCUUUCAAAGCCAAACGCAGUCUUCAAUACCACCAGUAUAUGCACCACGGGAUGGAGUCACAAAACACCAACAUCGUACAGAAAUAUUCUGAGGCACGCAAGCGCAAACUUCAGCUGGAGAACAUCAAGGGCACCUGGCCAACGAGCGCUGGCCUCCUCUCCUCCUCGCUCUACCUCAAAGGUGCUGGCGCUGUCCAGAGCGGUGCUUAUCAUGGUGCUAAGUUAGUGAAGUUGGAUGAGGCGAGUGCUGAAAGUGGGUCCCAGGAGUCAGGGGACAGUUCUUCUAUCCCACAAGGCCGUUUCCAACAUGGUGGCAGAAAUACACCCAUGUCAGCUGACUCCAGCCCUCGGCCAGAAUCUCAGUUGGAGCAAGAUGAUGAGGGUAUCUCACAAGAUGGCAGCAUGGGUGGGACUGGUCAGGAGGAUUCUCAAGAUGGGCCAUGGAUCUCUCCUGAUAGUCAAAGUCUCUCGCACAAACUCAGUCAGCAUUUUGACGGCAAGUCCUCCUUCCUGGCCCACCGCACGUGUACAUUUUGUGGCAAAGUUUGUCCCAAGCCAAGCGACCUGAAGCGCCACCUCAUGGUACACACAGGAGAGAGACCUUUCAAAUGUGCAGUCUGUGGAAAGGCAUUCAAGGCCAAGGGCAGCAUGUUAUAUCACAUGAAAGCUCACCACAACAUGGAUGUCGAGCUGAGUCAGGGUCUUGAAGAGCGCUAUUUGCGGCUGAAGGUUAAAGAACACUACAAACAAAAAGAACAAGAGUUGGUGAAGAUGAGGAUUGAAGAAAUGGGCGGGGGAGGUGACUCUGUCUUGGUGAAUGGCAAUGGUGGGCUAGAUUUGGGUCAUGCAUCAGCCGUGGUUGUAAAUGAGGCCUUGAUAAAACUGGACAUUCCUACUCAGGAUUCAUCUUCUGAAUGUAGCCAAAUGGGAGUGCCUCCUACAGGUCAAAUGUUGGAUGACAUCGAAGAAAAAGGGGAGAAUUCCAACCAUAGCAUCAGCCAGACUGGGGAAACUCAGCCAAAAAGUCUGCAGAAAGAGGGAGCCACUACAAGUCAAGAGCAAGAGGAGACUGAGCCAGGGUCUGCCAAGAGCUAUCAAGGCCCAUCAGUGCUUCGAGGUCUCCGAUUAAGAAAUCCCCAGGCUUACAGGUCAUAUGGUGCCAGUAGCCAAACUAAUGUUUAUAAUGUAAGCCAGCAAGAGGGGAAACCACUGAACCCAUGGAGACGGAGAAAGAAACAACACCACGCUGCACCAACACAGAAAAACCUCAUUCCCGUUACCAAGCCAAGUCCAGGGCGUAAAGGUCUUGUAUUCCACAACAUAAGUUUCCAGGAUGAAAAACAUGAUAGUCAAGGACCAACAGUGGACAGCAAUGCAAGGACAGGAAGUGGUCAAGUGAUGCAGAAACAUACAGAGGUCAUGUUGCAGGAUGAGGAGUCCUGGGAUAGCUACAGCCAGGCACAGAAGGUCAAGAGCCUCAACAUGAGCAAGCAAAACUUUGAGGUUAUCGAGGAGACAAUGGUUGUGAGCCGCCUCGAUGGUUACGACACCACAACGGGGCAGAGGAUGGCCUUGUACAAGUGUCACCUCUGCAGCCAGGUCUACUCUGACCUUGGGAAGUUACAGAUUCAUCUUCCACUGCAUUUUGACCAAGACCCUGCUUUGUAUCGCUGCCAGGCCUGUGGUGCUAGUUUCACUUCACGUAUGCAGUUUGUCUACCACUUGGAGUGGCACUUCAAGCAUGACAACCCAGAAUUUGACAAUUUUUCAAGUGGCCACCAGAUGUCAGCAGAGGGCAUUUCCCAGUAUGGAGGUAGACUCGCAGGAGAUGCCAGAUCUGACACAAUGGAAGAAGAGGAAGGAGAUAUGAAAGACAAGAUCAGGGAGAGAAUUGAUCAUUUGAUCUCACAGAACGUCAGCGUGCUGAGCUCAAUGGAGACACCAAAGAUGCUGAGGAACUACGCCAGGCCAGCCAGUGAGAAGACAUACUUGAAGAGGUUGUCUGGGAUCCAGGGUUCCAACAGAGAGGGUGAAGGGACAACUUUUUAUCAGUGCCGCACCUGCAACAAAGGGUUCUUCCGUCUCUUUUCUCUCCGUAGGCAUGAACGCAUCCACACAGGAGUUAAACCAUGCUAUUGCCGUGAAUGUGGAAAGGGAUUCAGUGAGAUGCGAAACCUUCGACAACAUAUUGUACGCUUUCAUGACCAUGUGAAAAACCACGACGAUCUGAUUGCUCUGAAGCCAGUCAGAAGACAUUCCUUCUUUUCAACCAACAAGUACUCCGUUUUUAGAAACCGCCUGAAUAGACGUAGCAGUGGUGGUAGUUCUCUCUCUUCUUACAAAUCCAGAUUGGAAAACAAGAUAGCCAGUCUGAAAAACGCAGGAAACAUCAACAGAAAGAAAGAAAUCCCAAGUUUCAAAGAGGAAGAAACAAAAGAGGAAGACCAACAAUCAAAAAUCAAGAAAAUUAGGCAGGAAGAUGGCGUUGGUGAGGAUGUCACAGUGGUGCUGCCCUCUGACGAGCCACUCGGAGACGAGGAUGUUUUAGGACCAAGAAACCCAGACAUUGUGGAUGACCAGGAGGAAGAUGAGGAAGAAAGUGAUGUUUUCACUUCACCUGGCAUUCUAGUUCCAAACAACCAGCCCACCAGCAUGAUGUCGCACCUUUCAGCACGAACUCGCCGCAAGGGGGCACUGCCGACCAAACUCCUAGGUUCUGGCCCCAAGACACUCCUUACUUCCCCUGUCAGUGCCAACAAUGCUGAUGCUAACAUUGACAACAAUCCUCUAUAUGGGACAAGAGAUCAACAAGAGAAUUUGGAUAUACAUGUGAUCAGAAAUGAAAAUGAGGUUGGAGGUCAACAGGAGUUCAAAGGUCAACAAGAGACAUGGGGUCAACAAGUUGUUAGAGGCCAACAACAUAUAAACAUCAAGGAUCAAGACGAUGUAGAAUUUAUUGAAGGAGAAUCAUUCCCUGCAUCUCACAAUCAGACAAAUCUCUUCAGAGGACAAGAAUCUCGAUUUGCCUCAGCACCUACCAUGGCCCCAUCUAUGACACCAUCCAUGACGGGUGCGCCUACACCUGUCAUUACCAUGGCAACCAAGUCUAGCAGCUUUUCAUGUCCCCCAAACAUGCUCAUAGCAGGAAUGCCCGAAUCACAAUUUGGUGGAAACAUGUUUGCAUCUGGACUGGGAAAUGUUAGAAGAUCGACUUCUCGGCUUGCUGUAGUGAAAGAUCCCAGCAGAAGAGAAGAAUCCUGUCAGCCAAUCAUAAUUCAAGGUGUGCCAGUUUACCGCUGCGUUUUCUGUGGCAGAGAGUUCCCGACUCUGGCAGAUAUCAACAGGCACUUGGACUUCCAUGAAGAUGUGCGUCCAUAUGAAUGUAACGUGUGUGAUUAUAAAGCCAGAACAAACAGCCAGCUUAAGGUGCAUAUGUUACGUCACAAAGGUAUUCGGGAAUUCCACUGCCAGCUGUGUAACUACAAAGGAGUAACGCAGUCUGAUCUGAACCGUCACUACAAAUCCAAUAUCCACAUUCUCAAAGCUCAGAACCAGUGCCCCAAGUGCUGGGAGGGCUUUGUCAGCCCCUUGGGCCUGAGGGACCACAUGGAGGAUUGUAAUGGCAAAGGCCCCAAUGCCAGACAGAAUUCCAGGGGAGCCACCGUCUCUCCAAGAGGAGCCAGCAUCUCACCAAGAGGGGCCAACAGCUCUACUAGAGGUUCCACCAGUUCGCCAAGAGGAGCUGCAGCUGUUGGUUUGAAGUAAAUUCCGUUACACCUGAAGGAAGAGGUCUUCAGAAUUUCAGAAUUGAUAGAUGUAUAAUAAGUUGAAUGUGACCCCUCCUACACAUACUUGACAAUAGUCUUUGUGGCCCCUUCUGCUUCUUUGGCAGUCUUUGUACCACCUCAUUUAUGGCCAGUAAAUUAACAUCUUAAAACAUUUUUGAAACAUUAAUGUACUGUAGGUCUCACCGCUCAACAGAUGGCAGAACAUACUUAAUAUUAACAUCAGUUAAUAACUCCAGAAUACUUAGUGACAGACAUCAACCAGUAUUGAGCUGUUUUGUUUUUUUUUUUUUUU
Molecule: messenger RNA, 4733 nt
Organism: Lingula anatina
Lineage: Eukaryota; Metazoa; Brachiopoda; Lingulata; Lingulida; Lingulidae
Biological process (GO): regulation of transcription by RNA polymerase II
Cellular component (GO): nucleus
Molecular function (GO): DNA-binding transcription factor activity, RNA polymerase II-specific
Source: RefSeq, a predicted model, not a curated record